GGGAGGCGAGUCGCGCGCGCAUUCUCGCGCAGUCUCCCGUCGCUAAACAUUGCGCGUAAACAUGUCUCAUAUGAAAAUUUUGCGCGGGAGUCUUGCGCGGAAACUCUUUGAACUUCCAGCUCAAAAUGCCAAAUCUAAAAGCAACCUUGCCCCUCGGGUGUUAGUGAGAACUUUCGCGACUCAACCUGCCCCAGCGGUGGACACAAAGUACCUGACGUCCCCUUACGGUGAAGUCCAAGUUGGAAGUGAAUCCGUAACUGAAUUCGUGUACCGGGACAUCGAGCUAUGGGCCGACAAACCGUGUGUGACAUGCGGCGUGUCGGGGCGCGGCUACGACUACCAGAUGAUGCGGCUGAUGGUCGACCGCUGCGCCAAGGCGUUGAUAGCUGAGCUGAAGAUGGCGCCUGGCGACAGGAUCGGCCUGAUCCUGCCGAACCUGCCAGAGUUUGUCUCCCUCAUCCACGGCGCCAUGCAUGCUGGACUCGUCGUCACGUUCGCCAACCCGCUUUAUACUGCAGAUGAGGUUCGCCGUCAGUUCAUGGACUGCGGUGUGAAAUGCAUCGCGACCAUCGAGAUGUUUAUGCCGGUGGCCAAAGAAGUCUGCAAGCACCUGAAAGACUAUAAGGGCACCAUUUGGGUUGGUGGUGAAGAUGAUAAGGCUAACGGUAUCCACGGCCUCCGCGCCUUGCUGAUGGCCGACCACAAGGCUGAUCUCCCGGAUCUGAACGCUGAUGACGUCAGCCUGAUCCCCUACUCUAGUGGCACUACUGGCAUGCCUAAAGGAGUGAUGCUCACUCAUAAGAAUUUAGUCACGAAUCUGAAGCAAGCGCAGACCCCUAAGAUGAUGAAGUAUGAAGGAGAGAAAGGCAAGUGUGACGUCGUACUGACAGUCCCGCCGUUCUUCCACAUAUACGGCUUCAACGGAAUCCUCAACUACAACCUCACUCUUGGAUACCAUGUCGUUACCAUGCCUAAAUUUACCCCCGACGACUACAUCAGAUGCCUAGUGGAGUACCAGCCUACGACUUUGUUCGUGGUGCCGUCCCUACUUGCGUUCCUUGCCACGCAUCCUCAAGUGAAGAAAGAACACUUGCAGUGUGUCGAGACUAUUAUGGUUGGAGCCGCCCCCACCACCGACAGUAUGCUUGAGAAGUUCUUACUUAAGUGUGAGAAGACCAAGGACCAGAUUAAACUUCUCCAAGGCUAUGGAAUGACGGAGAGUUCACCAGUGACUAUAAUGACGCCGUACGAGUAUCCUUACGGCAAAGUUGGUGCGGCGGGUCAGCUGGUGCCGAGCACAUUAGCUCGCAUUGUGUCGCUCACCACGGGCGAAAAUCUAGGCCCGCAUAAGUCUGGCGAACUACUUGUUAAGGGACCUCAGAUGAUGAAAGGCUAUUGGAAUAACGAGAAGGCGACACGGGAGACGAUCGACAGCGAUGGCUGGUUGCGAACCGGCGACGUCGCGUAUUAUGAUGAAGACCAUUACUUCUACGUCGUUGACCGCACUAAAGAACUCAUCAAGGUUAAAGGAAACCAGGUAUCUCCAACUGAAAUCGAAAGUGUGAUUAUGGAGCAACCCGAAGUAGCUGACGUUGCCGUGGUGGGCAUAACAGACGCGCUAGCGGGCGAGCUGCCCAAAGCUUUCGUUGUGCUCAAACCCAACCACAAACUCACCGAGAAACAAGUCUACGACCUGGUAGCCUCCAAAUUGACCAAAUACAAGCACCUUGAAGGUGGAGUUGCCUUCCUAGACGCCAUCCCUAGAAACGCCGCCGGAAAGAUCAUGCGAAACGAAUUGAAAGUUCUAGGCGGCAAAAAACAUUAAAUAUCUCUCGUAUUUAAAAUAGUAUAGUAAUAGUAACUGUAAAUAGUAAGAUUUGUAUAAGUUUACUUGUAUUAUAGGUUGUGCACAUUUGUUUGUAAAUAGGUAGUUAAGAUUACAAUUGUUGAUUUUUAUAGUGAUUAUUAAAAAAUAUAGUGAACUGUUACAA
This is a messenger RNA of Pectinophora gossypiella (pink bollworm), 1991 nucleotides long. Its product is annotated as probable 4-coumarate--CoA ligase 1. The transcript has 9 exons. Gene Ontology annotation, molecular function: long-chain fatty acid-CoA ligase activity. Gene Ontology annotation, biological process: fatty-acyl-CoA biosynthetic process; long-chain fatty acid metabolic process. The coding region runs from base 62 to 1825 and encodes 587 amino acids. The record is from RefSeq and is a predicted model, not a curated record. NCBI's taxonomy places the organism in Eukaryota, Metazoa, Arthropoda, Insecta, Lepidoptera, Gelechiidae.